Molecule: messenger RNA, 1368 nt
Organism: Aspergillus homomorphus CBS 101889
Lineage: Eukaryota; Fungi; Ascomycota; Eurotiomycetes; Eurotiales; Aspergillaceae
Product: putative MFS transporter
Exons: 5
Coding region: 67-1368 (433 amino acids)
Biological process (GO): transmembrane transport
Cellular component (GO): membrane
Molecular function (GO): transmembrane transporter activity
Source: RefSeq, a predicted model, not a curated record
GGUCAAAACGCACCUUCUGGCAACCCAAAUAGCCUUAGGACAUUGCCACAGCGCACAAUCGCCAAUAUGGCCGUGUCAGAGGAGCCAAUUCCCCUCAGCAACUCGAACCAGGCCAGUCCUCUCGACCUCAUGGAAGAGGAGCCGGUGCAGGUCUUUCAUGAGACCGAGCGGUGGAAUUACCCUAGCUCCAAUACCUUCAAGACUAUCGCUACCUUCUGGGCUUUCUUUGUUAUGGGCAUGAAUGAUGCCGCUUAUGGGCCUCUAAUCCCAUAUCUUGAAUCAUAUUAUCAUCUAUCGUACACGGUGGUGUCUCUCGUCUUCUUCUCACCGUUAGUCGGCUACACGGCAGCUGCGUUUCUGAACAGCCGCAUUCACAGCAGAUUUGGUCGCCGGGGUGUGGCCUUAUUGUCGCCCAGCUGCCAUGUGAUUGCAUAUAUCAUCAAUUGCCUCCACCCUCCUUACCCCGUCCUGGUGGUCUCAUUUAUCUUUGCAGGGUUCGGAAAUGGACUAGGCGACGCCUCGUGGAAUGCCUGGAUAGGAAAUCUGACCAAUUCCAACCAGCUUCUGGGACUCCUCCACGGCUUCUACGGUGUCGGGGGUGUGAUCAGCCCUUUAAUCGCCACGUCGUUGAUCACGAAAGCCCAUCUCGAAUGGUACUACUACUAUUAUAUCCUGAUCCCCUGCGCGGCCACUGAACUGGUCUUCUGUCUCAUCACGUUCUGGGAUUCCUCGGCAGAGAAGACGCAAGACUCGCAGGCACAAGAGGAGAAGGCAGGACUUCGCGAAGUGCUCUUUUCCAAGUCCUACGCGCGUGUUACCUGGAUUUGCGCUAUCUUCCUGCUGGGCUAUGUCGGGAUCGAAGUGGCCCUAGGCGGUUGGAUCGUGGAUUACAUGAUACAAGUCCGGCAUGGUGCUUCCUUCGCCAGUGGUAUGACGGCAACCGGAUUCUGGCUCGGAAUCACCCUCGGACGCGUGGCGUUGGGAUUCGUGACUCCUCUCAUUGGCGAGAAGCUGGCAAUCAUUGUCUACUCCUGCUGUGCCAUCGCCGCUGGCCUCGUCCUUUGGCUGGUCCCGGACUUCUAUGCCUCCGCUGUGGCCGUCUCAUUGCAGGGCUUCUUCCUGGGCCCGUUUUUCCCUGCUGCGGUCGUGGUCGCGACCAAGCUCCUCCCCCGCCAUCUCCACGUCAGCGCCAUCGGGUUUGCUGCUGCCUUCGGCGGUGGCGGCGCUGCUAUCCUGCCAUUCGCGGUGGGUGCCAUUGCGCAGGCGCGCGGAGUCAAGGUGCUGCAGCCGUUCAUCAUCGGGCUCUCGGGCGGAAUUCUGUUGCUGUGGUUGGGACUACCCCGGAUGCCGAAGAAGAAUCAGGCUUGA